AUGGACAAAAAUGGAACAGAUACAGAUGGACCCCAAAAUGUCUUACAGACGAGCAUGGCUGGCCUGGCUAUCUUCGUCAUUGUCCUCACUUUUAUGAUUUCAUGCCGACGUUGUCUAAUGAAGCCUUGUGGAGCUACAAAGGCUGAAAAAGAUGCAGAGCAUUCCCGUCAAGCCAAACGCAGUGCCUCAAGAAAAUUAGAAGAGUCAAAGGAUCUACGAUCAUCGCUAGAAUCUAUUCAGUCGUUGGCUUGA
Messenger RNA from Oikopleura dioica, 252 nucleotides. The record is from the annotation of a GenBank genome assembly. Lineage: Eukaryota; Metazoa; Chordata; Appendicularia; Copelata; Oikopleuridae.